AUGGUAGGCGAAUGCGGCAGCGGCAAUCCAGUGGACGACUGCUGGCGCUGCGACCCCAGCUGGGCCGACAACCGGCAGCGCCUCGCGGACUGCGUGGUCGGCUUCGGCCGCGCCGCCAUCGGCGGCAAGAACGGCAAGACCUACGUGGUGACCGACCCGAGCGACGACGCCGACCCGGCGAACCCGGCGCCGGGCACGCUCCGCUACGGCGUCAUCCAGCAGGAGCCGCUGUGGAUCACGUUCGCGCGCGACAUGACCAUCAGGCCUAAGCAGGACCUGCUCGUCGCCUCAUACAAGACCGUCGACGGCCGCGGGGCUGGCGUGGUGGUCGGCGACGGCGGCGCCUGCUUCGUGCUGCGCAACGUGAGUAACGUCAUCAUCCACGGGCUCACCAUACGCGGCUGCAAGCCUGCACCUCCGUUGUCGCCGUCGGCGGAGUCGGAGGGUGACGGCAUCACCGUGUUCCGCGCCACCAACGUGUGGGUGGAUCACUGCACGCUCGAGGCCUGCGCCGACGGCCUCAUCGACGUCACGGACGGCUCCACGAACGUGACCCUGUCCAACAACGUUCUCAGGAACCAUAACAAGACGAUGCUGCUUGGGCACAGCGACGAUUUCACUGAUGACAAGAACAUGAAGGUCACUGUUGCGUUUAACCGCUUCGGACCAGGUCUUAUCCAGAGAAUGCCAAGAUGCCGGUUUGGACUCUUUCAUGUCAUCAACAACGACUACAUAAACUGGGAAAUAUAUGCCAUUGGUGGCAGUGCUUCGCCAACAAUUCUGAGCCAUGGCAAUCGAUUCCUUGCCGACAAGGCCAAAGAGGUGACCAAGCGUGAGGCAGCACCAGAGAGUGAGUGGAGUAAAUGGACCUGGAUAUCUGAAGAUGAUACGAUGCUCAACGGCGCAUUCUUCACAUCAUCUGGUACUCCUGGACCUGAAGUUAAGGCCCCUGGCUUUGCCAAACCGUCCUCUUUUGUCCCGGCGAUCACCGCCUCGGUAGGGGUUCUGUCAUGCAAGGAGGUGUCUCUGUGCUGA
Messenger RNA from Miscanthus lutarioriparius, 1035 nucleotides. NCBI's taxonomy places the organism in Eukaryota, Viridiplantae, Streptophyta, Magnoliopsida, Poales, Poaceae. The record is from the annotation of a GenBank genome assembly.